AAAAUAAUUAAUUUUUAGUUCUUAUAAAAUAAAGGGCUGAAAUUCGUGAUUAAAAUUUUUUUAUAAUUACAUUUUUUGCCUAUAAAUAUCAGCAUUAUUCUACUUCAUUUUCCUUCCAUUAUAAGAUUAUUCUGUUUAAGAUUUAAAAAGAGUUUUUGAGGGGAAAAAAAGAAGAAGAAGAAGAAAUGGCAGAUUCUUCACGAAGUUCAUUUAUUCUUCUAUUUUCUAUGCUUCUUUUAAUUACUCUAUCCCAUAUGACUGAGGCUUCUGGUAGUGCUAAGCUUCGUCCUUCAGAUUGCAAGCCAAGAUGCAGUUACCGAUGCUCGGCGACGUCGCAUAAGAAGCCAUGCAUGUUCUUUUGUUUAAAAUGCUGUUCUAAGUGCCUAUGUGUGCCGCCUGGUACUUAUGGCAACAAGCAAAUUUGCCCUUGUUAUAACAAUUGGAAGACCAAGGACGGAGGUCCCAAAUGCCCUUGACAAUUUCCCAUUUUUCUUAAUUUUUUUCUAUUAUUGUUGUCUUAAAUAAGGUUACUUCAAUUAAGAAUUAUAUGAUGUACUUUCAUUGUAUUUUUAGUCUAGGGUAUAGAUUCCUAAAAAAAAGUGAAUCUUGUCCAUCUAUUGGAGGUUUUUGGCUCUAUCACUGUAUUUUUCUUUCAAUUUUUUGAACUAGGGAAGGGGCAUCAUAUUAUUUAGAUUUUAUUUUGUUUUUUCUUUAAAAUACUUAUAUUUUUUUUCUGGUAAAAA
This is a messenger RNA of Gossypium arboreum, 743 nucleotides long. RefSeq names its product protein RSI-1. The record is from RefSeq and is a predicted model, not a curated record. Bases 186 to 476 code for a protein of 96 amino acids. The transcript has 3 exons. Lineage: Eukaryota; Viridiplantae; Streptophyta; Magnoliopsida; Malvales; Malvaceae.